This is a messenger RNA of Medicago truncatula (barrel medic), 1480 nucleotides long. The record is from RefSeq and is a predicted model, not a curated record. Lineage: Eukaryota; Viridiplantae; Streptophyta; Magnoliopsida; Fabales; Fabaceae.
CAUUUUUAUAAUUUUUUUCUUGUAUUAACUAAUGACCCUCAUAACAUUGUUGUCCCUUUUCUCUUUGCUAUAUGGAUCCAUGGAAAGUACGUACAUUUUUCUAAGCUACUAAAUAUGUGUAGUAAUAAAUUAAAGCCACUAUAGUCAUUAUUGUUUUUAUGAGUGGCAGUGGAGUGUUUUUUGUGUGAAGAAGAAGAAGAAGAAGAAGAAGCAAAGUAACUAAGUAAGUAACAUGGUUAGAAGUCCUAAGGAGGUUAAUAAAGGUGCUUGGUCUCGUGAAGAAGAUGAUAUCCUCUCCAAAUAUGUUGUCAUUCAUGGAGAAGGAAAAUGGCAAAAGGUUGCCCAAAAUGCAGGUUUAAAGCGGUGUGGAAAAAGUUGUAGACAAAGAUGGUUGAAUUAUCUCAAACCAGGUAUAAAGAGAGGCCAUAUCUCUACCGACGAAGAAGACAUGAUCAUAAGACUUCAUCGUCUUCUUGGUAACAGAUGGUCUUUGAUAGCUAAGAGACUACCAGGACGAACAGACAAUGAAAUCAAGAACUACUGGAAUACUAAUCUGUCAAAGAAGUUACAAAAACAGCCAACAUCAUCAUCAUCAUUGCCAUCACCAUCUUCUGUUUCACUUCGACACAAUCAUGGCAAAUGUGGACAUGUAGCACCAGAAGCUCCAAAGCCUAGGAGACUGAAGGCUGUUCAUCAAUACAAAAUUUUGGAAAAGAAUAGUGGAAGUGAGUAUGAUCAAGGAAGUGAUGAAACUUCUAUUGCUGAUUUUUUCAUUGACUUUGAUCAUCAAGAUCAAUUGAUGGUUGGUGAUGAUGAGUCUAAUUCAAAGAUUCCACAAAUGGAAGAUCACAAGGUGAGUUCAACAAAUAGUACUCAUAGUUCAUCAUCACCUUCUGAUCAUUGUCAUCUUUUAGCAGAGAAAUUUGACCCUCAAGAGAUCCUUUUGGAUGUGGAGCUUAAGAAGAUGGCUUCCUUUCUUGGACUUGAAAAUGAUUGAAGUGAUUUAUUCCAAUGAGGGGACCAAGAGAAAAAGGUCAAGUGAAUUGGGAAUCAUAUAGCCUUUGCUAUAUGCCAUUUUUAUAUGUAUUUCCUAACUAAACAUGUAACUAGAUGAACAAGUUCUUGGCUUCUUCUUUAUGUCACUUGAUCACCAAUCCUUUAUACCAAAAAAGUUUGAAUAUAGUGACGGAAAAUUAGAGACCGAAAAACAUGAAAUUCGUCUUUGAUUUUGUCUCUAAUUGAUACAAAAUUAUAGACGCUAAAGUAGAAGAUUAUUUCUUUUUUCUAUCACUAAUUUCCGUCGAUAAUUUCACUUUUUCUAGUAGAUAUUAUGCCACAAUAAUUUAGAAAGUGCUGGAGUUUUACAAUUUUUGUUUACCAAUUUUUUGUUGGGAGCCAUGCCAUUAAUUUAUGCAUCUAUAACUGUAUUUGAGUAUAAAUAUGUAACUAUACAUGAAGAGAUAAAAUACUCAUACUAGCA